This is a messenger RNA of Gorilla gorilla gorilla (western lowland gorilla), 4810 nucleotides long. It is a transcript of the gene PPP3CA, whose product is annotated as protein phosphatase 3 catalytic subunit alpha. Gene Ontology annotation, biological process: calcineurin-mediated signaling. The transcript has 14 exons. Bases 804 to 2369 code for a protein of 521 amino acids. Gene Ontology annotation, molecular function: calmodulin-dependent protein phosphatase activity. The record is from RefSeq and is a predicted model, not a curated record. NCBI's taxonomy places the organism in Eukaryota, Metazoa, Chordata, Mammalia, Primates, Hominidae.
AGGCGGGGGCCGGGAGGAGGAAGAGGAGGAGGCGGAGGCGGGCGCGGUGUCGGCGGCGGCGGCGGCGGAGGGGGGUAGGUUGUGCCCGGGACUGUGUCUGCCGAGCUCGGCGGCUGUGCCUUGGUGAGUUGAGGAGCGGCCCGGGGAGGCAGAGGCGAGCGCGGGCGAUCGCGGCGGCGGGACGUCUCCGGCGGCCGCGGCACCAGCGGUGGCGCUCUGGGUGGAGAAGCAGGGGCAGCGGCAUCAGCAACAGCGGCAGCGGCAGCAGCAGCGGCAGCAGCGGCGGCCGCCUCUCCGCCGCCGGGGACGCCAAGGUGCGGCUGGUGGCACUGACAUCGGCGGCCCUGCCUCUCCUCCCUCGCCCCCGGCCUUCCCCAUGUGAUCGGUCUUAAUCCUGGCCGUGUGUGCGCGCGUGGGGCUCCAUUCCGCGGUGCUGGGUCUCCGUGCCGGGGUGGGUGCUCGUGUGUGCGCUUCUCCUCCCCAUCCCCCUUCCCCCAAGAAUAAAAGAAGAACCGGGAGGCGUGCUCAGAAAAUAAAUAAAUAACCACCACACACGCGCAGCCCGGAGCGAGUCGGCGGGGCUGGCGGCAGCGGCGGAGGAGGAGUGAAGGCGGCGGCGGAGGAGGAGGGACGCGCGGAAAAGGCAGCAACUUUAAAGCCAGCUCAGAGCCUAGACCUCCAGCCGAGCGGUUUGCAGCGCGGCGGCGGCGGCGGCGGCGGCGUUGAGUGUCUGGCCCGCCGGUCCGGUCGGGGUGUGCAGUUGGACGGACGAGCAGCGCGUCGCUGUCCUCCGGCAGCUGGAGAUGUCCGAGCCCAAGGCAAUUGAUCCCAAGUUGUCGACGACCGACAGGGUGGUGAAAGCUGUUCCAUUUCCUCCAAGUCACCGGCUUACAGCAAAAGAAGUGUUUGAUAAUGAUGGAAAACCUCGUGUGGAUAUCUUAAAGGCACAUCUUAUGAAGGAGGGAAGGCUGGAAGAGAGUGUUGCAUUGAGAAUAAUAACGGAGGGUGCAUCAAUUCUUCGACAGGAAAAAAAUUUGCUGGAUAUUGAUGCGCCAGUCACAGUUUGUGGGGACAUUCAUGGACAAUUCUUUGAUUUGAUGAAGCUCUUUGAAGUCGGGGGAUCUCCUGCCAACACUCGCUACCUCUUCUUAGGGGACUAUGUUGACAGAGGGUACUUCAGUAUCGAAUGUGUGCUGUAUUUGUGGGCCUUGAAAAUUCUCUACCCCAAAACACUGUUUUUACUUCGUGGAAAUCAUGAAUGUAGACAUCUAACAGAGUAUUUCACAUUUAAACAAGAAUGUAAAAUAAAGUAUUCAGAACGCGUAUAUGAUGCCUGUAUGGAUGCCUUUGACUGCCUUCCCCUGGCUGCCCUGAUGAACCAACAGUUCCUGUGUGUACAUGGUGGUUUGUCUCCAGAGAUUAACACUUUAGAUGAUAUCAGAAAAUUAGACCGAUUCAAAGAACCACCUGCAUAUGGACCUAUGUGUGAUAUCCUGUGGUCAGACCCCCUGGAAGAUUUUGGAAAUGAGAAGACUCAGGAACAUUUCACUCACAACACAGUCAGGGGGUGUUCAUACUUCUACAGUUACCCGGCUGUAUGUGAAUUCUUACAGCACAAUAACUUGUUAUCUAUACUUCGAGCCCACGAAGCCCAAGAUGCAGGGUACCGCAUGUACAGGAAAAGCCAAACAACAGGCUUCCCUUCUCUAAUUACAAUUUUUUCAGCACCAAAUUACUUAGAUGUAUACAAUAACAAAGCUGCAGUAUUGAAGUAUGAGAACAAUGUUAUGAAUAUCAGGCAAUUCAACUGUUCUCCUCAUCCAUACUGGCUUCCAAAUUUCAUGGAUGUUUUUACUUGGUCCCUUCCAUUUGUUGGGGAAAAAGUGACUGAGAUGCUGGUAAAUGUCCUCAACAUCUGCUCAGAUGAUGAACUAGGGUCAGAAGAAGAUGGAUUUGAUGGUGCAACAGCUGCAGCCCGGAAAGAGGUGAUAAGGAACAAGAUCCGAGCAAUAGGCAAAAUGGCCAGAGUGUUCUCAGUGCUCAGAGAAGAGAGUGAGAGUGUGCUGACGCUGAAAGGCUUGACCCCAACUGGCAUGCUCCCCAGCGGAGUACUUUCUGGAGGAAAGCAAACCCUGCAAAGCGCUACUGUUGAGGCUAUUGAGGCUGAUGAAGCUAUCAAAGGAUUUUCACCACAACAUAAGAUCACUAGCUUCGAGGAAGCCAAGGGCUUAGACCGAAUUAAUGAGAGGAUGCCGCCUCGCAGAGAUGCCAUGCCCUCUGACGCCAACCUUAACUCCAUCAACAAGGCUCUCACCUCAGAGACUAACGGCACGGACAGCAAUGGCAGUAAUAGCAGCAAUAUUCAGUGACCACUUCCUGUUCGCUUUUUUUUUUUUUUUUUUUUUUUUUUUUUUUUGAGCUGCGGGGCAUGAUGGGGAUUGCUGCAUAUCAGCAGUUGGAUGUUCUUGCCUCUGACAGUAGCUUAUUUGCUCUGGGGGCCAGGAAUUGGAUUCAGUUUACACUAUCAUUAAAAAAGAGGGAGAGAGAUAAUAAACUAUAUUUUGGUGGGGAUGGUGAUUAAACACCUCUUUUGGGUAUGCCUUUUAAAAAUGCUUAUAGAGGAAAAAAAUUUAAAAAAGAAAGCUAACGCUAGUAUAUACUGCAAUGUUAGGGGAAUGAACAUGUUUUCCUACUGCAUUGGGGACUUCUAGAUAGGUUAAUGAAAGGCCUUUUAUUCUGUUACUGGACAUGAAAACUUUGUCUAAUUUCUUACUCUAUUGUACGUUUACAGUCGCAGCACUAAAAAUGGAUGACAUCAAACAUUUUUAACAAAAUGAUGUACAAACUAAGGACUAUUUAUUGAUAAUGUUUUGCUACUCUUGUCAGACAAUGGCUAUAAACUGAAUUAGGCAGUCUUAAAAAAAAAAAAAAAACAGAAAAAGAAAAAAAAGAACGUUGCAAAUUUGUUAAAAUGCCAAAAAGGACAGUUUAAUUUUGUACAGAUUAUGCUUACCUCAGGUUUCUUUAGUGUGCUUGAAUGCCCUUCUUUCCAUAUAACAACACUUAUCUUAUUAAUUUGGCAAUGGAAUAUCUUCUUUUCUUUAAGUUUUAAAAAAACUGGAAUAAUUAUAUCUAUCUUUUUUGCUGUUUAUGUUUAGGGGUUUUUGUUGAUAAAAUCAAGUCUUGGUUGUGGCUUGCUGAAUUAAAUAUUUAUGAGUGGUGCAUUUUUAAGUAUAGUGAACAAGACACCAUAUUAAGUACAGUGAUAAAGCAUCUAUAUUCUGUAAAAAAAAAAAAAAAUCUGCCUAUGCAUGUUUUUUAAGAAAAAAAAAAAAAAUGGCUGUAUCGGCCUGUAUGGGACUGUAAUGCGCUUAGUGGUCUGACAUAUACUGGAAAUGUAUGUAUACUGGCGUACUUUAUAUUCUCUAAAAUGCUUAAUGCCUUUGAAAUUUUGUAAUCAAAAAAAAGCUUUGAAAAAAUCUAAAGGGGAGAGUAUUCUUUAAAGUUUUUAACAUAAGCUUGUCAGUGCACAUGUAGAUGGUUAGCAUGUUUAGCAAACCUUGUGAAAUUAUAAUAAGUUUGUAGUUACAUGUGAAACUCUAAAUGCAUGGUAACUGUUAAUGUCAUAACAGUUUAGUUAUUUUGUUCUGUUCUGUCAUGUGCCACAAAAUAUGUACUUUUUUCACCUUUUUCCCUUUGUAUAUCAGUUACGGGUUACAACUGGUUCAUUCUGAAAACAACAACAACAAAAGUCCAUUCAUAUUUUUUAACAAUUGUAUAAGUGCCCAAGUAAUUCACUACAGCCUAAAGCCUUGCCUUUGUAAUUUGACUUCUGACAUGUUGGCAAUCAAAGCAUGCACUUGUAACAAUGAAAAAGAAAAAGCAUUUUAUAUUACUACUCAAUAAAAUGUGCAUGAACUUACAGAAUUCUCAUCCUUCCACUGAGUCCGCUGAAGGGAUUUAUGUGCACAACCACCAUGUGACUUCUAGGUGCUGGCCCACCACCACACAUCACAGGCUGAUUUCCACAGGCUUCUUCCUAGGGGCCUCGUGAUCUGAGGGGUGGUGCCUACUUCCACUGUAAGAAUCUUGGUGGAUUUGUGUCUCAAAUCAGAUAAGAGAAGUCUAUUUAAAGAGCAGAUGCCAUCUUCUGGCUUCCUCAAGGAGCCAGUUAAGAAACCAGAGCAUUCCUUUUUAUUGAAAAAUAAAAUUAAUUUGUUAUCAGGUUGUUUCAGUUGUAUUGGAUGCCCUAUCUGCUAAAGCAAAAAGUACUAGGCUACUAAGUGCAUUUUCAUCACAGAAAAGAGUUGCAUUUGUAUUAAUAAGAAAUUUGUAUACCCACGCUUCAGCUACUAUCUAAUCACCCGAAGAUUUAAGAUACACCAAAUUUCAGUUUGUUUGUAACAUUGUUCAUCUUUAGUGCACUUUGUUUUAUAUAAUAAAGUAUGCCUGUUAUAUUAAAUAAUAAGAAUAUGGCAAUUAAUUAGCGAUAUAGCAUACCCAAACAAAGACGUUCUAGAUAUAGUCUGGCAAAGACUAUCCCAAGUUUAUUUUAAUGAAUUCAGACAUUUUUUCCUGUGGAUAUUUCUCCAUCCUAAAAAAAAGUGGCAACCAAGGAAAAUAUUUAGAUGCAACUUACUAGAAUGAUGUGAAAGAAAUGGUGAUUCUGGUAUCACGGUGUUUGUUUUCUUUCUUAUAACUGCAGAGAAAAUAUCCUGACUAAAAAAAAUUCAUUUUUUUGGAUUCCUUUCUUUUACAAAUUGUGCUGAGGCAACUAUGGCAUAGAAAUAAACAUUUGACAUUAAAAUAA